AUGGCACCGCUCAGCAGCAUGGAUUUGCUCGCCUUGGCAAAGCGCCUCCCCGGAACAGCUACGACACGCACUUCACCACCGACAAGAGAGAGUAUGACGACGGAGGGCGGCUUUCUCGAAGCAUGGGCUCAAGGAUAUAACGUUGGCAGCUUGAUUGUUCUCAUUCUGAUCGUCUUCUGCAAUUACCGCUCUGGCAUAUGGCUUCACAAGCUUAUUCUACUUGAGCUUGUUCUUGCCAUUUGGCACGGCCUCUUUAUCUUCGUCGAAGACCCCUACUACGGCUGGUACCUCAGCUCGACUGCAAGCCUGCUUUUCAUAUCGUACUUCCUCCACAACGUUGUAUCGUGGCUCAAGAUUCGGCCAUUCUUGCCACUCUGGGGCUCUCGAUUCUUCAUCAUAUCGUUGCUUUGCGUUCAACCAUUCUGGAUAGCGGAGGCAUGGUCGAAUUUUGCCUACUUCAAUCAACUCAAAAGCGGGUCCACCGUCAAUCUUCGCAUGCGACCUUGGGAAGCUCUAGUUCGUGAUCCCUGGUGGAUCUUCACUACCUGGCGGCUCAUACAUGCUAUCAAGAAGACUUAUGCCUUUAACCUUUGGACUCUAGUCGGCAUAAACAGAAGGUUCGGCGUCAUGUUGGCAUGCAUGAUCUUGUCCAUCGUCUUCCUGCUAACAGACAUUGCUGUCAGCGCCGCGAAGGUAACGGCCAGCAGCGGUAUUAACCCAUACUGGCGGUUUGCACUUGUGUUCAAGUGCGCAUCCGAUACUAUCUUCCUCGACGACUUUAAGUCCGUUCUAGAUGAUAUUGUCGCACGCAAGUUCAGUUCCGUCGGUGACUCUAUGCGUCGCAGCUCGAUACCAGGAAGCGGGCCCCAUAAGCGCUCGCGCUCUACCUCCCGCAACGACGAGUUCAUCGAGUGCAGCACUCUCGAGCCGCCCGAGCCCUUGCCAUCGUAUAACGACGGUCCUAAGACCAUGCCGCGGCCGAAAUUCCGCUCUCCGUUUUCGAAGACGCAUACAGCACCAGAAGUUCCGACCAUUCAUAUACAGCAGGCUGAAACCGAAUCGUCAAGGAACCCUAGUCAAGAUAGUUGGGAUAGUCAGGGUCCCGUGCUACCCAGACCAGCGCACACUGUGUAUCGUAACCCAGAGUUAAGAGCGAACGAGAGCGAUGGGAGCUUGCUCAUCGGCAGGCUUGUCUGA
Messenger RNA from Alternaria burnsii, 1197 nucleotides. RefSeq lists its product as uncharacterized. NCBI's taxonomy places the organism in Eukaryota, Fungi, Ascomycota, Dothideomycetes, Pleosporales, Pleosporaceae. The transcript has 2 exons. The record is from RefSeq and is a predicted model, not a curated record. Bases 1 to 1197 code for a protein of 398 amino acids.